CGUUCCAUUCAUCCAUCCGUACCAUCUGUCCAUAGAGCUGUGCUCUAGUCUUUCGUUUAUUCUUUUCUCUUCCCCUCACUUUCUUUUGAUAUAAAACCCUCAAAUCCAUACAGAUUUACCUGUCUCCGAAAAUGAAGGCCGCUAUCGCUCUCAGUCUCAUCACCGCCGCUCUGGCAGCGCCCACCAAGACCGUUGAAUCGCGUCAACUCCCCGGCCUGGGAGGUUCCAGCUCGUCCAGCAGCGGCGGCCUGAGUGGCCUCUCCUCUCUCAUUCCCUCCGGCCUCGCCGGCGGCGGCAGCAGCGGUAGCAGCAGCGGAGGCCUGCCUGAUCUCAGCAAGCUCCUCGGCGGCGGUAGCAGCAGUGGCAGCAGCAGCGGAGGCCUGCCGGACCUCAGCAGCCUGCUGGGCGGCGGCUCGAGCUCGUCGGAUUCCUCGGACUCGUCGGACUCCUCGUCGAGCUCUGGCUCUGACUCCAGCUCUGACUCGAGCUCGGGCUCCGACUCCAGCUCCAGCUCCAGCGGAGGUCUCCCUGACAUUGGCAGCCUGCUGGGCGGCGGAAGUGGAGGCUCGAUGACCGAGAACGACGUCGCCCAAAACAAGGGCUGCAAGGAGCUCACCUUCAUCUUUGCCCGCGGCACCACCGAGAUGGGCAACAUGGGCUCCGUCGUCGGCCCCCCCGUCGCUAAGAACCUGAACUCCCUGACCGGCAACCAGUGCGCCGUCCAGGGUGUUGACUACCCUGCUGAUGCUGCGGGUAACGCGAUGAUGGGCGCCUCCGGCGGUCCCAAGAUGGCCGAGAUGGUGCAGAAGGCGCUCAAGCAGUGCCCGAAGACGAAGGUGGUGCUGGGCGGAUACUCACAGGGUUCGAUGGUGGUUCACAACGCGGCCAGCAAGCUCUCCGAGGGCCAGAUCGCCGCCGCCGUGCUCUUCGGCGACCCCUUCAAGAUGCAGGCUGUCGGCAAGCUCGACAAGUCCAAGACCAAGGAGUUCUGUGCCUCGGGUGACCCUGUCUGCGAGAACGGGUUCAACGUCAUGGCGCACUUGUCGUACGGUGGUCAGGCGAAGGAGGCGGCUCAGUUCUUGGUCCAGGCUGCGGGUGUUGGUUCUUCUUAAACCUUUUUUCCUUCUCUUUCUUGAUCUUGUGGAGUUGAGGAGGGGGGCUUGGUUGCUCUCUUGGUCUUGGCUCUGGAUAUGUGGGAAGUCAGUCGUUCAUUUGGCAUGAUUUGGAUGGAUACGGACAUGGAUAACCUAUGGAUGGAUGGAAUAUCUGGACAAGAUAGCGCUGGACGCGAACCAACCAUCUGGC
Molecule: messenger RNA, 1305 nt
Organism: Aspergillus steynii IBT 23096
Lineage: Eukaryota; Fungi; Ascomycota; Eurotiomycetes; Eurotiales; Aspergillaceae
Product: carbohydrate esterase family 5 protein
Exons: 3
Coding region: 132-1112 (326 amino acids)
Biological process (GO): carbohydrate catabolic process
Cellular component (GO): extracellular region
Molecular function (GO): cutinase activity
Source: RefSeq, a predicted model, not a curated record